This is a messenger RNA of Coffea eugenioides, 984 nucleotides long. RefSeq lists its product as uncharacterized. NCBI's taxonomy places the organism in Eukaryota, Viridiplantae, Streptophyta, Magnoliopsida, Gentianales, Rubiaceae. The transcript has 2 exons. The record is from RefSeq and is a predicted model, not a curated record. The coding region runs from base 1 to 984 and encodes 327 amino acids.
AUGGCGGCAAAAGAAGCAGAUUGGGCAUGGUUUCCUGAGCUUCUCCUGGAUUCAAUUAUCAACAAGUUGAUUUAUCCUGUCGACUAUGUACGUUUUGGCUCUGUGUGUAAGCAUUGGCUUUGGGUAGCUAUGGCGCAAAACACAUACAAGGCAUGUUGUAGCAAAGUCCCAAUGUUGAUGAUUCCGGCAAGAGAUGGCAGCACCAAAAGUCGUAGCCUUUACAGCGUUACUCAAGGCAAAAAUACUGGCGUGGAAUUGCCAGUACCAUACAACAGAAGAUGUUGCGGUUCAUCCCACGGGUGGUUGGCUUUUGCCAUGGAUGAUUUGGCCAUCAUUCUCUACCAUCCUUUCUCUGGUAAGCAAAUUAAUCUCCCUCCCCUUGUCAAAAAUUUUAAGCCCGAGGACGAGUACGAGCCUGAGUAUUAUGUUAGGAAGGUUGCUUUGUCGGCGGACCCUCUAAGAAAUCCUGAUGGUUAUGAGGCUGUGGCAAUAUAUGGUGGCAUGAAUGACUUAGCAUUCCUGAAAGCUGGUCACAAAGCUUGGACCCCUGUGCCAGUUGGCAAAGUUGUAAAAUCCCACUUUCGUGCAAGCGACGUAAUUUAUUUCGAAGGAAGAAUGUGCGUUGUGAACCGCUACAACUGGGUGAUGCCUGGUCGAAUCGUUUCUGUGGACACUACCUCUAGAAGAAUAGGGACGGCUGCAAUGCACGAUGGAGGGGAUGGACGAAGGGAGGAGGUGAAGAACUCAGGAGACGAUGCCAUAUUCUUAGGCGACAAUCAAUCCAUGUCAGUUUUGGCAUCUGAGGUGGUGGGAUGUCAACCAAACUCCAUAUAUUACAGCGAUGGCUAUUGCGAAUUUGCCUACCCGGAUGGGCCUCAUGACAUGGCCAUAUUUGACUUGCGAGAUGGAAGUUUUAGAAGCCAUUAUGUUCCAAAUCCGUUGCACAAAAAGAUGCCGCCACCACUGUGGAUUCUCUCUAGCUGA